This is a messenger RNA of Oncorhynchus mykiss (rainbow trout), 3179 nucleotides long. Its product is annotated as epidermal growth factor receptor substrate 15-like 1. Lineage: Eukaryota; Metazoa; Chordata; Actinopteri; Salmoniformes; Salmonidae. The record is from RefSeq and is a predicted model, not a curated record. Gene Ontology annotation, molecular function: calcium ion binding; cadherin binding. Gene Ontology annotation, biological process: endocytosis; endosomal transport. Gene Ontology annotation, cellular component: plasma membrane; clathrin coat of coated pit; cytoplasm.
UAUUCGGUGUUACUGAAAAUAACAAGUUUUCCCUCCCCUUGCAUUCAUGCUCCUCCACACCACUGAUGUCAACAAUGUCGAGCUGUCAGUGGUGAGGCGCGUCGUAGCUUCAAGGGUGUGCGCGCUCUCGACACAGCAGGAAAUAUGGCGGCGCUCAUGACUCUCACCCAGUUAUCGAGUGGAAACCCAGUUUACGAAGUCUACUACAGACAGGUGGAUCUGGGAGACACUGGGACAGUAGGAGCUGCAGAUGCUGCUCAGUUCCUGAAGAAAUCAGGCCUUUCAGACAGUACCUUAGGAAAAAUCUGGGAUUUGGCCGAUCCAGAUAGGAAGGGCUUCUUGGACAAACGGGGUUUCUUUAUAGCGUUGAGGUUGGUGGCCUCAGCUCAGGGCGGCAACGACAUCAGUCUCAACAACCUCAAUCAGACUCUAGCAGCACCCAAGUUUAGAGACACAAAUACUCCGUUGCUCAGCACAUCGCUGAGUACACCUUCAUCUGAUUCCCACUGGGCUGUAAGGUCUGAUGAAAAAAGGAAGUUUGAUGGCAUCUUUGAAAGUCUUCUACCAGUCAACGGUCUUUUGUCUGGAGACCAAGUCAAACCUGUCCUGAUCAACUCCAAACUACCCAUGGAUGUGUUAGGAAGGAUUUGGGACCUCGGUGACGUGGAUAAAGAUGGACACUUGGACAGAGAGGAGUUUUCAGUGGCCAUGCACCUGGUGUACAGGGCUAUGGAGAAGGAGCCUGUCCCUUCCGUCCUACCCUCCUCCCUCAUCCCUCCAUCCAAGAGGAAGAAGUCUGCGGGGGCUCUGCCUGGCGCCGUCUCCGUCCUGCCUCCCUUGUCUGCCCUCUCAGGCCUGUCUGGUCUGUCUCGGACAGCCAGCUCUCCUCCCCUGCCCGGCGCUGUAGCGGCUCUGCCUGGCUUGUCUGGUCUGUCUCGGACAGCAAACUCUCCUCCUCUCAAAGACACCCUAAACUCCACUCCAUCUCACAGAAGCAUCACCUCCAUCAACAGCGCUGGCAGUCUCUCUCCUAAACCUUCGUUCAAAGCCCCCUCACAGUCACCUGCAGUAGUGAACUGGGUGGUCCCGGUGGCAGACAGAGGACGUUAUAAUGACAUCUUCCUGAAGACGGACACAGACAUGGACGGUCUUGUCACCGGAGGGGAAGUCAUGGAGAUCUUCAUGCUGUCCAACCUUUCUAAGACCAUGCUGGCACAGAUCUGGGGUCUGGCUGACACCAAGCAGACAGGAAAGCUGUCCAGAGAGCAGUUCUCUUUGGCCAUGUGGCUGAUCCACCAGAAAGUCAUCAACGGAUUGGACCCUCCCCAGACCCUCACAACUGAAAUGAUACCCCCCUCUGAGAGGUCCACCACCUCUGUUCUUGACAGCAGCAGUUCUACAGAGUCAGCUGACCUGACAGGCAUCAAAGAGCUGGAUGACAUCAGUCAGGAAAUCGCCCAGCUGCAGAGAGAGAAGUAUACUCUGGAGCAGGACAUCAGGGACAAAGAGGAAGCCAUCAGACAGAAGAACAAGGAAAUUCAGGAGAUGCUGGAGGACCUGGACCAGGAGAGCGGUGGUCUGCAGGACCUGGAGGCCCAGAAGCAGGAUGCUCAGCAGCAGCUGGAGGAGAUGGACCAGCAGAGGAACAAGCUGGAGGGCAUGCUGAAAGACGUCCACCUGAAGUGUCAGGAUCAGUCCACGCUGAUCUCAUCCUUACAGACCCAGAUCCACAGUCAGGAGUCUGACCUGCAGAGUCAGGAGAAUGAGCUGAGUCGUACCAAGUCUGACCUGAACAAACUGCAGUUGGAGGAGACGCAGCUAGAGCAGAACCUACUGACCGGACGCAUGCAGCUAGACUCCAUCAUCAAGUCACUCAAGGCCACCCAGGACGAGAUCAACCAGGCUCGUAGUAAGCUUUCUCAGAUCCAGGACAGUCAACAGGAGGUGACUAAGACUAUAGAGCAAUACAACAACGCUCUGAACGGAACCCACAGCCAGACUCAUGCUGGCAGCAUGACCAACCUGGCAGACAUGAGCGAAGUAGGAUUCUCAGUGAGGGAGAACGGAGAAUUUGGCGCCAGGAAUCAGGAGGACUCUUUCAAAUCGAGGAUAGCCAUGUUCAGCAGCAACAAAUCAACACCAGAACCCCUUCCAGCAGCAGACCCCUUCCAGACAGAGGACCCCUUCAAAUCAGACCCCUUCAAAGAUCCAUUUGAAGCCGAUGAUCCUUUCAAAGAGAGUGAUCCAUUCAAGGGUGCUUCCUCAGACUUCUUCAAGAAAACGACCGAUGUGUUUGCCUCAGCAGAUCCCUUCAGUAGAAAACCUACUCCCCCCAUCAAGCCUGGUGGCAGUCUGUCGGGUAGCAGGAAUCUCUUAACCUCCCACAGCCCCCGGCCCAGCCCCAGCCCCAAGCCUACAGAUGGCUUCGGAACAGUGGACCCUUUCGGUGGCAAUGCUUUUGGAGGAAAGAGUGGAUUCGCAGACUUCAGUCAAAUGUCUAAAAAGAAACCAAUCAACCCUGUGCUACCACCUAAGAACACACCUAACAGGCCUGCGCCUCCUUAUGGACUGGAAAGUGUCAAGUCAGGAAGUGAGUCAGAGCAGCUGGCGUGGGUGAAGAGGGAGACUCCACCCACAGGAACAGGAGAGACUGAGGAGACUCCGCCCACAGGAACAGAAGGACCCGGACCUGUCCAUCGCCCUCAGCAAGGAUAAAAACUAAAAACCCUAUUAGACUCAUGACAAUAACCACAGUCCUGUUAGACACUCACAACGACACACACCUCCUGACCACAGUCCUGUUAGACACGACACACACCUCCUGACCACAGUCCUGUUAGACACAACGACACACACCUCCUGACCACAGUCCUGAUACAAGCUGAAUAAAACAAUGCAACUGACUGAUAUCAUGCAGUACAACACAACAAACAGCUUCACCACGAGCAACAGUUCCUCAACAGCCCAAAUACUACCGUCUGACUAGAGCCUGAGGACAGUGUUUCUUCGGACUAGACUACAACGCUUGUACACCCCCAAUAUAAACCAGAGUACACCCUGACAACAACUACAACUUCACCCUGACAACAACUACAACUUCACCCUGACAACAACUACAACUUCACCCUGACAACAACUACAACUUCACCCUGACAACAACUACAACUUCACCCUGACAA